GUGUUUUAUUGUAAGGAAUGAAGUGUGAGAGCUCAAGAGUCGAGUGAAAACUAGGGUUCAUAUGGGAUGACGAGAUUCUGACCGGAGCAGUCAACGGUCCACUUCAUCGCCAUUUUCAGAAUCAACGAAGGUCAAGGGGUUUGAAAGUAAUAUUGUUUUGGAUCGGUCGUUCUGUUUAUUGUUUGGCAAUAUCUCUAGAAGCAGAAAGUUUGAGAGUUGAAGGAGAAGGUUUAGAUGAUGGACAGGAUCAGCCAGUUGCCUGACGCUUUGCUCUUGAGGAUACUGUCAACAGUUCCAGCAAAAGAUGUCGUGGCCACGAGGCUUUUGUCGAGACGAUGGGAGUCUCUUUGGAAGAUGGUGCCGGAACUUCAGUAUGAUGAUAGCUCUCACACUUAUGAAUACUGGAGGUUUUCGAGAUUUGUUGACAGAUCUUUGCUACUGAAUGAGGCUCCAGUCCUUGAAAGUUUGCAGCUCAAACUCGGGCCGAAAUGUGGAGCCGUUGAUGUUGGAAUAUGGGUUAAGCUUGCAGUUGAUCGCCGUGUGAGUAAGAUGACAAUCCAUUAUUCUUCCACCGAAAGGCCUAUCAAAUUGCCGAUGAGCCUAUAUACAUGUGACUCGCUUAUGGUCUUGGUGCUAAAUAAUGGGAUUCUUGUCGAUGUUCCUGAUCUGGUUUGUUUCCCAUCGCUUAAAAUUCUGCAUCUUGAUUUUGUGAAGUACGCCGGGGAUGAAUCUGUCUUGCGGUUUUUAUCCAAUUGUCCCGUUCUUGAAGAUCUUGUUGUCAAAAGGUGUCAUAAUGAUAAUGUGACCACUUUCGUGGUUACAGUACCUACCUUACAGAGAUUAUAUGUAUACAGAACAUCAGAAAAGGUCCAAGAUGGAGAUGAUCUCACGUUUUCCAUAAAUGCUCCUUCUGUGAAACACUUUGGCAUUACAGAUUAUCAUGAUAUCUCUAGUUUGGCUGAGAAUAUGCCUGUGGUGGAAGAGGCGAAUAUCGAUGUUACUUAUAGCAACACCGAGAAGCUUCUGGGAUCUCUUACUUCAGUCAAGUGCCUUUCAUUGUGUUUAAACACUUCAAAGGCUGCGUAUCCUACUGGUAGUAUCUUCUAUCGGCUUGUGUAUUUGGAACUAUGUACAUGUGUUUCAGAGUGGAUGAAUCUACUAAUGCUUCUGCUCAAAGAUUGCCCUAACCUACGAGUUCUCAAGCUAGAUGAGAGACACACUCCUGAUACUGAUGAACCCCGGCCUUCCUGGAAUCAGCCGAGUUCUGUUCCCGAGUGUUUGUUGUUCCAUCUUGAAAAUUUUGAGUUCCAAAGAUAUGGAGGGAAUCAAGAAGAAAAAGAACUUGUGAUAUAUAUCUUAAAGAACGCAAAUCGUUUAAAGAUGGCGAGUAUCUCCCCAAAAUCUACAGAUUUGGAAGAGAAAUUCCGGAUGAUCAAGGAGUUGGCAUUGUCAUCGAGGGGGUCCACGGAAUGUGAGCUCGUGUUUGAAUGAGAUCGUAUAGUCUGUCCAAGCUCUUACACACCGUUUAAAUUCGGGAUAUGAUCAAAGGAGUUGGCAUUGUUAUGCUGCAGGGAGGGCUCAAGAACGAAAAUCAUAAUCAGAAUCAUCAGGAGGAGGCAAAGGGUUGCAACGACAGACUUGAGCCUCGAGGUCACAGGAACCGCCCUGAGGACUACAAAAGUCUGUGCAUUUGGAGUUGGCGAUACACCGGACAGGUCCAAAGGGCUUGUUGGGAUCUCCGGUCGGACCACACACGCAUGUCCCGUCUGCUGUAUGGCAUAUCCCCAUCCCAUUGCAUACGAAAUUGCAAUCCUCAGGGCCGACGCAUUGCGGUUUCGGAGGAGGCAACUCCUUCCCUGCCUUCCCUACCCCUGCAGAAGCAUUUCAUUCACCCGGGGCACCAACAAGCCCCUCUCAGAAGGUCGCAGAAAGCUCCCUCAUCGGUUCCGCAGCCCUUGCAGUCACCGUCCCGGCCGCAGGGUGGACCGCUGUUGAUGGUGGCCGCCCCUUUCAAUGGCAAUGGCAAUGGCCGGCAUACACAUUUCUUCUGAUGGAUGUUACAGUAUCCCCCAUGCCUGCAUCCUGUUAUACACUCGUCAUGCCCUUUGCAUUCCCUGUUUUUCCGCAUUCCUUCUGAGAUUGUCGCUGCACCGAUCAAAACAACAGCAGAGAUUGAGAAAGUCAGACCCUUUUUUAUUCGUUUGAUCGAAUGUCUCCCUAGUGAAUUGUAGCAGAAGAAAAAGUUCACAGAUUUAGGAGUUUAAUCGGCCAUUAGUCAACCCUAAUACUUUUUGUUUUGUAGAGGGUUUAUGACAAGUGCAUGAAGGUGGGUUCAAACCAGAGACAAGUAGGAAGGUGAGUGCAAAGAGAACAAGGUGGAACCCAGUCUUAGCCAUGGAAAUUGGAAACUGUCCCUUCCACACUUCCUGCGUCUUGUUUUGGUUUUUUGUAUAGAAGCAGAAUUCAAAGGUUUACAAAUAUAUAUAUAGCCGAAGAAAAUGGCUCAUGGAA
Tarenaya hassleriana is the source of this 2511-nucleotide messenger RNA. RefSeq names its product F-box/FBD/LRR-repeat protein At5g56420-like. Gene Ontology annotation, molecular function: protein binding. The coding region runs from base 235 to 1491 and encodes 418 amino acids. Lineage: Eukaryota; Viridiplantae; Streptophyta; Magnoliopsida; Brassicales; Cleomaceae. The record is from RefSeq and is a predicted model, not a curated record. The transcript is spliced from 6 exons.